AUGAUUCCGAUCAAAUCUCAGUCCUCAUGGACUGCUGAGAUUUUGAAUCUGGUGAAGAGGAAGAAUAUUAAAACUAGGUUGAAGAAUACAACAACGUUGAAUGUUGCAUUGGGACUACCAGGAAUGUUCCAAGCAUUCACAUUACAAACACAAAAGAAAUUACAUACUGUGGCAAUCACUUCUUCAACUUUCUCCGUACUAUGUGGUUGUUGUUCCUUUUAUUUGUUAUACAAUUAUGAUAAACGAGAUAAAGUGUUUAGACAUGAACUAAUUACUCUGCUGACGGUUUGCGAUUUUAUAAAGACGCUUAUUUUAAUGAUAUACCCAACCGUACUGAAAUGUGAUAGAAACCAAAUGGGUAAUCAAAAAUUAUAUAAUACAUUGGGAUUUUUAACUGCAUUCGCUAUAGAGGGUGCUGAUUUAGCUAUACUUGUAUUUGCUAUUCAUUUUGCAUUAUUAAUUUUUAAGCCUGAUAUGAAAUGGGAGAAUAAGAAGACAAAAAAUAUCGAUGGGGGCCUUUUCAAAUGUAGGUAUUACGUAUGGCCAAUUGUCAUUAUAUUGCCCUUCGUAUUUGCAUCAUUAGCGUUUAUAGAUUACUCUAUGGUGAAUUUCAAAUUCGAAAAGACAUAUACAGAGCUAAUUAUAGAUGAUAACGAUUUAAAUUUCGAAUUUCAAGCAAGGACAGGAGGUUAUAAACCUUUAUCUACAAUGUGUUAUUUUCCUCCUUCCCCAAUAUGGUACAAGCUGGCCUUGAGUUGGGGAUUAAGAUAUUUUCUUGUCCUAUUCAUCCUAAUCACAUACGCCUGCAUUUACAUAAGUGUCUCAAGACAAACUUCAUUAUUGAAUAGGACAAUGAAAGAAUUAGGUUAUUCACCAAAACAAGAAAAAGAUGAUCCACUUAAGAAAUCUAAUAUAUUUAAAAGAAUAUUGAAAAGCUUUUUCCAAUUAAUUGCACAUGUCUUUCUUCCAAUUAUUGAAAGAGAUGAAUCAGACUCAGAUGAAAGUGCGGAUAAUUUGUUAUUAUUUUCGAUGUCUAAUGUGCAUGAUAAUGAGAACAGCAAUAAUAAUAAUUAUACUAAUAGUAAUAAUGUUACUGAAAAUGGAAAUGUUCAAGCUGGCUUGCAUUUUCAAGAAUCUAACAAACAUAUGGAAUCUUCAACUACUGAAAACAACACAAAAUCAAAUACUGAUAUGUUACACAAUAUAUUUUCAAAAAGAAAUAGAAGUGGGAAUUUAGGCAUCCUCAAUCAUGAAAAAUCAGAAGUUGAUAAUUUACAACAAGGUUUAAGGAGGGAAACAUACUUAGCAAUGUAUCAUCGUAGAAAUAACACGAGGAGUAAUUUAAGAUCGAUCUUCAUAUAUCCAUUUUCGUAUAUUUGUUUAUGGGCUUUCCCAAUUGCAAUUGAUAUUACUCAAUAUAGAUACGAAAUAGAUCAUGGUCCAAUUAUUUGGCUUGCAUAUAUAGGUGCUUUUGUGUACCCUUUAAGUUCAUUUGUCGAUCUUUUGGUUAUUUCAUAUAGAGAGAAACCUUGGAAACAUUCUUGGAGGCAGGUAGAAAAGAAAUCUUUAAUGGAUACCUAUAGAUACGAGAGUCAAAUUGGAGAGGAUGAAAUCAUUAAAUUAUGCAAUUCUCCUUUAGGCAAGUUAGGUUGGUACUAUUAUUCCUUGCCCUCUGAAGAAGUCGGAUUGUUCUCCAGUAUAUUCUCUAUGAGGAAAUCAGAAAAUGGUAAAAGAAUGAAGGAAACACCAUCUACAGACAGUGGAAUUUCGACACCAGGUAGUUUCUCUAGUGGAUCCAAAUAUUCUCAUCAUUCCUUUAAUCAUUCUUCGAACACUAUGAAGUAUAAUAAUUUGUCUUCCUCAUUACCCGAGAUUUCCUUAUACUGGCGCUUAAUCCACACCUUACCAAUGUUACAAGGUGUGAAUCUGUACGAAUUUAAUGAAGAGCUAAAAUCAAUUAAUGGAAUAAGUGAUAUAAUUAGAACUAAAACUGAGAACGAUACUUGCACAACAGUGAAAAUAAUUUCAAAUGUAACCAAGAACAAUUCAACAGUUGCUCACAAUAAUCUCCACACUUUAACAGAAAACAAUGAAUUAAAAAAGGCAAGUAGUGAAAGGCAUGAGGUGGCAUACAAUAUUGAUUUUUCAAACAUUACGUUAAAUAAUACAAACUUUUCAGAUGUCGUAAAUACCACUUCGACUAAAAAUUAUCCAACUACCACACAGCAAAAAAAUGAUGGUAAAGUAACUCUAAUCGAAUUUUUAAGAGGUUAA
Messenger RNA from Tetrapisispora phaffii CBS 4417, 2274 nucleotides. It is a transcript of the gene GPR1, whose product is annotated as Gpr1p. Gene Ontology annotation, biological process: adenylate cyclase-activating G protein-coupled receptor signaling pathway. The transcript has a single exon. Gene Ontology annotation, cellular component: plasma membrane. Gene Ontology annotation, molecular function: G protein-coupled receptor activity. The record is from RefSeq and is a predicted model, not a curated record. NCBI's taxonomy places the organism in Eukaryota, Fungi, Ascomycota, Saccharomycetes, Saccharomycetales, Saccharomycetaceae. Bases 1 to 2274 code for a protein of 757 amino acids.